Oncorhynchus gorbuscha (pink salmon) is the source of this 2306-nucleotide messenger RNA. RefSeq names its product importin subunit alpha-4. The transcript has 17 exons. Gene Ontology annotation, biological process: NLS-bearing protein import into nucleus. Gene Ontology annotation, cellular component: nucleoplasm; cytoplasm; nucleus. The record is from RefSeq and is a predicted model, not a curated record. Lineage: Eukaryota; Metazoa; Chordata; Actinopteri; Salmoniformes; Salmonidae. Gene Ontology annotation, molecular function: nuclear import signal receptor activity; protein binding. Bases 84 to 1649 code for a protein of 521 amino acids.
CACUCGCUGUACUCCUUCGCGUAGUUGCUCUGUCUUUCACUGGAGAUCACGAACGCCGGAGUACUCUGAACCAGCAAGCAGCCAUGGCAGAAAACGCCGGCUUGGAUAACCACCGUAUCAAGAGCUUCAAAAACAAGGGACGCGAUGUCGAGACUAUGAGAAGACAUCGAAAUGACGUGACAGUCGAGCUGAGGAAGAACAAACGAGACGAACAUCUCCUGAAGAAGAGGAAUGUCCCACAGGAGGACAGUCUGGAGGACUCUGACUUCGACUCCGACUUCAAAGGGCAAAACGUCACACUAGAGGCCAUCUUACAGAACGCCACCAGUGAUAAUGCUGUGGUCCAGCUUAGUGCUGUACAGGCUGCCAGAAAACUCCUCUCCAGUGACAGAAACCCUCCCAUUGAUGACUUGAUAAAGUCUGGCAUCCUGCCCAUCUUAGUCAAAUGUCUGGAGAGAGACGACAAUCCGUCUCUUCAGUUUGAGGCAGCCUGGGCCCUGACCAACAUAGCGUCUGGCACGUCACAACAGACCCAGGCUGUGGUCAAGUCCAAUGCUGUUCCCCUGUUCCUGCGUCUGCUCCACUCUCCCCAUCACAAUGUGUGUGAACAGGCCGUGUGGGCAUUAGGCAACAUCAUAGGCGACGGACCACAGUGCAGGGAUUACGUCAUCUCCCUGGGUGUGGUCAAGCCCCUGCUGUCCUUCAUUAACCCCUCCAUCCCCAUCACCUUCCUCCGUAAUGUCACUUGGGUCAUUGUCAACCUCUGCCGCAACAAGGACCCACCGCCCCCCAUGGAGACAGUACAGGAGCUUCUCCCAGCACUGUGUGUUCUUAUAUACCACACAGAUAUAAAUAUCCUUGUGGACACUGUGUGGGCUCUGUCCUACCUGACAGACGGUGGGAAUGAGCAGAUUCAGAUGGUAAUAGACUCUGGCGUGGUCCCCUUCCUUGUUCCCUUGCUCAGCCACCAGGAGGUCAAAGUUCAGACAGCUGCUCUGAGGGCGGUGGGGAAUAUUGUGACUGGGACAGACGAGCAGACACAGGUGGUGCUCAACUGUGACGUCCUCUCCCACUUCCCCAACCUGCUCACACACCCCAAAGAAAAGAUCAACAAGGAAGCAGUGUGGUUCUUGUCCAAUAUCACGGCUGGGAACCAGCAGCAGGUUCAGGCAGUGAUCGACGCAGGACUCGUCCCCUUGAUCAUCCACCAACUGGCCAAGGGGGACUUUGGCACUCAGAAGGAGGCAGCAUGGGCCAUCAGCAACCUCACCAUCAGCGGCAGGAAAGACCAGGUGGAGUACCUGGUGCAGCAGAAUGUGAUCCCUCCGUUCUGCAGCCUGCUGUCAGUGAAGGACUCCCAAGUGGUUCAGGUGGUCCUAGACGGCCUCAAGAACGUCCUUAUCAUGGCCGGGGAUGAGGCCAGCACCAUUGCUGAGAUCAUAGAGGAGUCUGGAGGUCUGGAGAAGAUAGAAAAUCUGCAGCAACAUGAGAAUGAGGACAUCUACAAAUUAGCCUUCGAGAUCAUCGACCAAUACUUCUCAGGCGACGAUAUUGAUGAGGAUCCCAGUUUAAUUCCUGAAGCCACCCAAGGGGGGACCUUCAACUUUGACCCCGCCUCCAACCUGCAGACGAAGGAGUUCAAGUUCUAGGAGCCGGUCCAUCAAGCAGCACGGGUACUGUCAAACCCACCUCAGACAUUCAUCCACCUAUCUCUCCACCAAACUGGCAACUUGCUACAGAAGGAUUGUACACACCUGCUAUACUUCAACAUGGUCACCCAUCUUUCAAUUGAAGGAUUCACCCACCGCUACAAUACUCCACCUCUGUACUGAAGGAUCCCUAACAACUACCACUAUUCAUCACAACCUGGUAACCCAGACGGGUCCAGGUAAUUCAUCCAGCACCAAUACAAUCUGAUCUCAGGCAGUCGUAGCCGAUGCUUUGAAAUGUCAUGUGAAAAUCAUAUGGACGGAAGAAAAAGCCUGUUGGGGCAAUAUUUUUGAAUUGCCAAAUAUCAUGAUCUACACGUACUCACGCACAAAAACACAGUUGAAGACACUUGAAGAAUUUGUGCAGACUUGUUUUAGAAGCCAAUAUAUCACAGAUGGGGAAAGGAUACUGACGUUUGUUUGCGGGUUCGUUUUGUGCUUCACCUCUGGAUUGUCCUUGGAUUCUCAUUGUCCCGCACGCACGUCGUCAGUCAGUCACGCACGUCGUCAGUCAGUCACGCACGUCGUCAGUCAGUCACGCACGUCGUCAGUCAGUCACGCACGUCGUCAGUCAGUCACGCACGUCGUCAGUCAGUC